Stylophora pistillata is the source of this 1974-nucleotide messenger RNA. Its product is annotated as melatonin receptor type 1A-like. The record is from RefSeq and is a predicted model, not a curated record. Gene Ontology annotation, biological process: G protein-coupled receptor signaling pathway. NCBI's taxonomy places the organism in Eukaryota, Metazoa, Cnidaria, Anthozoa, Scleractinia, Pocilloporidae. Gene Ontology annotation, molecular function: G protein-coupled receptor activity. Gene Ontology annotation, cellular component: membrane.
GCACGUUUCGACACUAAAAUAGUCAUAGAAACAUAUUUUGCGCAUUCAAGUGUCAAACUCUAAUCCCUUGAAGACUGAGAAACAGCAAGGUGUCACCGAUGUUGAGAGAUCCAUUUUCGGCUCACUCUGUUGAAUCUGGUUAUUUACGCGAUGAUCAAGCCACUAAAUGAAAGCGUAGUGGAUAAAAGUUGCACACACUAAACGUUAACUUCAUCACAAACACAGGGAUCGUCUGCACUGAACACUGAAACCCGGCUUAGCUUUUGGACAUGCACUUUAAAAAUGAUGAUGCAACCGUCAUCCUUCUCGAAUGCCUCAAUCAACACUUCGAUUGUACAACCUGCAGUAGCAAAGGCAACACAUCAAGAUAUCUUGGCUCUUGAGUUUAAAUCCAGACCUCUCUCGUUGAUAGUAUUGGAGUCAUUUGUUCUCCUUUUGAUUGAUUUUGUGGCGUUUUUGGGGAAUUCAAUGGUCUGCCUCGCCUUUUACAGAAAUUCCCGUCUGAGGAUUAUUCCAAAUUACUACAUUAUUUCUCUAGCGCUAACGGAUCUGCUAACUUCCGUGUUCUCUUUGCCGUUUUCGGUCGGAGCGCUGAUUUUAAGCAGGUGGCCUUUCAGUGAAUGGGUUUGUCAACUGCAAGGCUACUGUGUAUUUGCUUUCAGCAUCGCUUCCUUACACACAAUGGCGCUAACGGCUUGCAACAGAUAUAUCCGAGUGGUUCACUCUAAUUUUUAUCCAAGCCUUUACACUUCCAAGCUAACCAAGACUACAGUCUUUCUUGUCUGGGCAUGGGCUCUCACCUGUAGCGCUCUCCCUUUCAUCCUUGGCCUUUCGACGUUUAAAUUUCACCCUGGCACCGUUAUCUGUUACUCCACUCCAUCAUUUACGCCAGCAUUUAUUGCCCUCUUCACCAGCACGCUUAUCAUUAACAUACCUACGCCAAUGGCGGCUGUCAUUAUUCUCUACCAAAAGGUAUUUCGCGCGAUUAGUCGUCAACGUCUCAGGGUGUCAACCGAGGGAGGAUUGAGGACUAGCAGCAGUGUCGAAGACAUAAGAAUUGCCCAGUUGUUGUUCGCAGUAUCCUUGGGGUUUUGUAUUUGCUGGGGACCGGUUAUGGUCGUGGAGUGUAUUCGUUUCAUAGAUAUGUGGCACGUACCGCGCCAAGUGUACCUUGUAAGUACUUACUUCGGAGCAACCAGCAGCGCUAUAAACGUCUUCAUCUAUGGAGUCAUGAACAGAGCCUUUCGUGUAGAGUUUGUCAAGAUUUUGUGUUGUAAAAAGCAACUUUAAGUGAGGUACUGACGAAACCGUAAGGAGUUAAGGAAAACAACGCAGAAGAUAGUACUGUAAUAACGUAACGCGAGUGUAGCGAAACAAAACGAUUUAAUUAAUAGUUAGCAGAAUAAUAUCUCUGCAAAAUAAAUGUGUUGUAAGUCUUUUUUUUUAUUGCUUAACCCUCCUAUGAAAAUAUGAACGGGAAUUUUGGCGGCAUAUUGUUUACGUUUCAUAUCUGAGCUCAAAAGUACAUAACUGCUGAAGGGCAGAUCUGGUGACGUGGAUAGACGGCUAAAUGGUGUGUGGGUGGGUAGUGAGUGGGUGGGCGAGACAGGGAUUCACUAAGAGGCUGAGAGGGUAGGAUGGUCUCCUUUUCAGUAUAAAGUACUAAUUUAAUUGCUCCGGUGAUUAUAGAGAUGCGUGCGCUCUGAUUGGUCGAGGAUUGCGUCAUAUCUUGUAAAUCACCUCGUGCGAGGUGAUUAUAGCAGGGACACUAAAUUUCAAAAUGGCUGCUUCGCGUUUGUUAAUGUUACGCAGGAAGUAGUAAACGUGGUAGAGAAAAGAUACAAUUUUGAAGAGCACAAAAGAUGCUAACAGGUUUGGCGUAACACUUUUCAAAAGAAAGGCAUGAAGAGUUUUCUCGACGGAAUUAAAUGAACCUUUUAAGUUCAAGUGAAAACUUUCUAAUAUCUCGAUGCA